UCUAACCAGGUUUAAAUUCAAACUUGUCCCACUUCAACUUAGCAUCUGUUGGAACCAGCUCAGUCUCUGCGUGUUGCACCUGACAUAGGUCAUUGUGGAGGCUGCCAGGCCGCUGUGGUCUGCACCCAAGCCCGUGGAGAUGGCUUCUGGAGCGUCUCCAAUGCUGGGACUGGAUUUGACCAUCAACCCUGGCCCCUCCAUGCUUCCUUUCAAUCCCCUGCCCCUUGCCACUCCAGGCCUCCCUCACCUGACACCUUGGGAGCCACCCCCACCCCCAUUCAUGACCCCAGUCUUCCCUCCGGCCAACCCUCUGGUGAUGUCAGCUUUCCCCAGGCCACCUUUGGUGGUGGGAGCACCUGGCCCUGGCCCCCAGGAGGCAGGGGCUUGCAAUGUUCUUCUGCAAGUCAGGUCCGAGGCGGGGCCAGUGGUGCCCCCCCAGACUCAGACCUUCGUCGUUUCAUCAGCACCCGUCACCUGGAGUGCUCCAGGGGCCCUCUGUGGGGCAGCUGGCUAUCCUGCUCCCCUAUUCGUGGCAGCCUCUACAGCUGAGACCAUUGUGCCCAGCCCAGUUGUUGUGGGCACGCAGGCUGGCAAUGGAGGCUGGGCCCUAGGCCUGCCUCCUCACGCUCCACCACCCGCUGCCCAGCUGGCCCCCAUCAUGCUCCCAGUGAACACUGGGCCAGAGCCACAAGGGGCUUCCAGGGAGGCUGGGCCAGCUGCCACCCAGAACAAUGCCUCAGCUGAUGACUCCUGCAACGCCAAGAGCGUUUACGAGAACUUCCGGCGGUGGCAGCGCUUCAAGGCCCUGGCCCGGAUGCACCUUCCUCAGAGUCCGGACACGGAAGCCCUCUCCUGCUUCCUCAUCCCUGUGCUUCGGUCGCUGUCCCGCCUGAAGCCCACCAUGACGCUGGAGGAGGGCCUGUGGAGAGCCGUGCGGGAGUGGCAAGCCAAGAGCAACUUUGACAGGAUGAUCUACUACGAGAUGGCGGCCAAGUUCAUGGAAUUUGAAGCAGAGGAGGAGAUGCAGAUGCAGAACUUACAGAGCACGAUGGGGGUGCGGUACCUGCCAACUCCUGCCCCACCCCAGCCUGAGAGUCGGGGCCCCCCACCCCCACCGCUGGCUCAGCAGCCAGCCUGUGGCCCCAGGAAGGCCGGUGCCAGGGCCCAGGCCGCCCGCCAGCGGCCACACCGCCCCCUGCGGCCCCGUGAGGCCAAGGCACCCAAGGAGAUCCCCCCUGAGGCCGUGAACGAGUAUGUGGACAUCAUGGACGCUCUGCUGGGGCUCCUCUCGGGGGAACCCCUGGGAGAAUGCAUUGAGGCGGAGAAGGAGCAGCAGGAAGACGAGGAGGGAAACUACCCUGACCCGGGGCUCCUGAGCUACAUUGACAAGCUGUGCUCCGACCAACACUUUGUCACCAAGGUGGAGGCGGUCAUUCACCCCCGCUUCCUGCAAGAGCUGCUUUCCCCAGAGCCAGAGCUGGAUCUGUCAGCCCUCGCUGCGGAGCUGGAGCAGGAGGAAGGACUGACCCUGGCACAGCUGGUCGAGAAGCGGCUCUUGGCUCUGAAGGAGGAAGGGGCCGUGCUGGACGUCCCAAGCCACUGUGCGCCCAAAGUGGACUCAAAGUCCCCCAAGUCUGACGGACCUGGCUCCCAGCCAAGGGCCAGUGGUGACGGGUGCCCCGGGAACCCUGACUGUAAGGCCCCUCCAAGAGCCAGCCAAGUGGACACUGGCCUGUCCAGGCCUCGCACCGCUGCCUUCUCCUCGGGACAGCAAGAGCCCCCUCCAGUUCAGGCUGGACACCCCGCCUGUCCCCCACAGAUUCAGAAAUGUGCUUCCUCUAGAUUGGGCAGUGGAGACUCCUGCGUCCUGGGGCAGACCUCUGCAGUCAGGGGGAUUCAUGUGCCAGCGGAUGGGUCCAGUGAGGAGGAUGAGGAGGAGCUCCCCAGUCUGGCCUUCCUCCUGGCCUCUCAGCACAGCCUGCUGCCCUGGGGGCUCCCCCAGAGUCCUGGCCCUGCCUCCACUACUGGCUCUGGCGGUCAGCAGGCAAGCCAGUUCCCCUGUCCUCAGAGGCGGGGCCUCAAUCCAGCUGGGCCUCGUGGGGCCAAGUCUAGGAAGCGCCCUCUGUGUGUGGGCCCAGCUCCUGCCAACAAGAGCCCCCUCCCAGGGGCUGACCCGGGGGUGUCUGGGAGGCCAGCCUCGCCACUGGAGCUGCUUGGCCCCUCAAUUCCUUGGAAGAGAAGGUGUGCUCCUCUUUUCACAGGGCACAGGAGGAAGCGCCAUUGCAGCCAGUAGGGAGCAGCAGGAGGCCCCUUCAUGUUUCCCCCCAGGGGUGGGGGCUCUGACUUUGUCCUUGCUCUCCCCAGUGGAGGAUCCUCGGGGACUCCUCCUCAUCUCAGUUAUUAACUAGCUGUCCUUG
Messenger RNA from Talpa occidentalis (Iberian mole), 2417 nucleotides. Its product is annotated as NUT family member 2G-like. The transcript has 7 exons. The record is from RefSeq and is a predicted model, not a curated record. Bases 140 to 2293 code for a protein of 717 amino acids. NCBI's taxonomy places the organism in Eukaryota, Metazoa, Chordata, Mammalia, Eulipotyphla, Talpidae.